GCAUGCGCAUUCUCAGCCGCGGUCACGGCAAAGUGCAGCUGAGGGACCCGGCGCUCGUCUAUAGAUCAGGCGCUGCAUCACAUCCCUGUCUCCGUUAUUCUUCGUUACCCUGACGGCACCGUGGAGACGAGCGUAGGCAAAGGAAGAGCGAUCAAGAAAAGCCGGGAUAUAAUACUUGCCCUUGCGUGCUGGACGGGGGAGGGCUCGUAGUGAUACACCAGAGAUGAGACCGCGAUGGGGAUGGGCAGGUCUGUUGAUGCUCUUUGCAGUCACAUUAGCCAGGGCCCACGAGGAAGACCAGGAGGAUGAAGAGGAGGCGUUGGUGGAGGACUCGAUGAAGGCUGAGGAGGAGGAGGAGUCUCUUCCGGAUGCCAACGUCUCGUUCCAAGUAACAUACAAGAGCCCGGUCCCUACAGGUGAUGUCUAUUUGGCAGAGACGUUUGACGACGGCUCGCUAGAGAGGUGGCAGGUGUCGAAAACGACGAAAGAAGAUGCAGACGAUGAUGUGGCAAAAUACGAUGGAAAGUGGGAGGUGGAGCCUUUGAAGGAGAACACGGUGACAGGGGAUAUGGGGCUGGUGCUCAAAUCUAGAGCCAAGCAUCAUGCUGUCGCUGCCCUGCUGGCAAGACCGUUUGUCUUCAAGGACAAGGCCCUCGUUGUCCAGUAUGAGGUUAAUUUUCAGAAUGGGAUUGACUGUGGAGGUGCCUACAUCAAGCUGCUCUCAGAAGCUCAGGAUUUAGAUUUGGAGCAGUUCCAUGACCGCACGCCAUACACCGUCAUGUUUGGCCCGGAUAAGUGCGGGGAGGAUUACAAACUCCACUUCAUCUUCAGGCACAAGAACCCCAAAAACGGGGACCUGGAAGAGAAGCACGCCAAGCGGCCCGAUGUGGACCUCAAGAAGUUGUACACGGACAAGAAGACCCAUUUGUACACCUUAGUGCUCAGCCCAGACAACAGCUACGAGAUCUUCAUUGACCAGUCCAGCGUGAGCAGAGGCAGCCUACUCUCAGACAUGGUGCCCCCAGUCAACCCCCAGAAGGAGAUAGACGACCCGAAUGAUGCCAAGCCAGAAGACUGGGAUGAACGAGCCAAGAUUCCAGAUCCCGAGGCUGUCAAACCGGAAAACUGGAAUGAAGAUGCUCCAGCCAAGAUCCCAGACCCUGAAGCGUUUAAACCGGAAGGCUGGCUGGAUGAUGAGCCUGAGCUAGUCCCUGACCCCAACGCAGAAAAGCCUGAUGACUGGGAUGAGGAGAUGGACGGAGAGUGGGAAGCCCCUCAGAUUCCUAACCCUGCCUGUGAGAUGGCCAUUGGCUGCGGGGAGUGGAAAUCCCCAAUGAUCAACAACCCGCUGUACAGGGGCAAGUGGAAACCACCCCUCAUUGACAAUCCCAACUAUCAGGGGGUCUGGAGCCCAAGAAAAAUCCCCAACCCAGAUUACUUUGAAGACCUGCACCCAUUCAGGAUGACACCCUUCAGAGCCAUAGGCUUGGAGCUGUGGUCCAUGACCUCGGAGAUUUACUUUGACAACUUCAUCAUCACUGAGGACAAGGAGGUGGCGGACCGCUGGGCGUCGGACGGCUGGGGGCUGAAGAGGCUAGUGGCUAGCGCUAACGAGCCUGGAAUCUUCGCUCGGCUGAGCAUGGCUGCGGAGGAGCGUCCCUGGAUGUGGGUGGUCUACAUCCUGACGGUGGGCCUGCCUGUCGUUCUACUGGUGCUCUUCUGCUGGCCCCAGAAACCUCGAGAAGACUAUGCGUUUAAGAAGACAGACAUGCCUCGUGUCCAGGAGGAAGAAGAAGAGGAGGAGGAGGAGGAGGAGGAGGAAGAGGAUGGUGCAGAGCAGAAAGGAGAGGUUAAUGAGGCCCAGUGCAGUGAGCCAGCAGGCGAGAGUGAAGGGAAGCCGGCAGAAGUGGAAAAUGGAGCCGUAGGAGGUGACAGCCCGGAGGAAGAGGAGGAAGACCGAAGCAAGUCCAACGAGACUCCAUCGGACGAUGAGAUGAAGGAUGCAGAUGAGGGCAGCCAGGGCGUCGUGGGGGGGCCAAAGCAGGCAGUGCGGAAGAGACGAGUGCGAAAGGAGUAGAGCUGGGUGUUUAUCCCCAGCCCACGAUGCCGCCCAUCUUUCCCCGUGGUGCAUCCAGACCAGCAUGCAGGUUCCCUGGCUGCCACCCGGCGUGACUCACCAGACCCAAGUGCUUUUGCCUCCAUGCUCUGCCCCGCGGAUUUGUCCCCCCCAGGCCCCACUCCUUAAUUUAGAUUUUCCUAAGUUAUUUACAGCUAAUGUGUGUAUGCAGUUUAAAACCCUAGUGUUAAUAUUACACCUGCCCAGUGUGUAUUUCACACCGGUUCAGCUGUGUAGAUAGUAAGGAUGUUAGACAAAGGUCCCGAUUCUACAGCAUACGAAUGCGAGAGAAAUAUUAGAAGCCUGUAAGAGGGAUUCUGUUUUUACCUCUAGAUUGCAAUGUUUUAGUAACUUAUGAACUUGAGUAUUUUUAAGUUAUCUUAAUUUAUUUUUGUUUUUGGUCUGUUUCUGUCCUGUGUCCAUAAAUGAUUUUUGAUACCAUGAAGCAGCAGGUGAGAAUUUUAGGAUAUUUUAGAAGGAUUAGCUGCCUUUGUUUGCUUGUUCUGGAGUUCUGGUCACAUGCUCGGUACCCCCCCACCCCCCCCCUCCCCCGACCGUCCUGGUAGGGGGGUGAGGCUCGCCUGUGUCUCCCACAGCGAGGCACUUGUUGGUAGACAGCCAACCAGACCUGGGCCCUUCCGGUGUUUGUGUUCUUGCCAGCCAAUGGCAGACCCCCGUUUUCAGAUGUUUGCAAAUUACACAUUUGCUCUUGGAAAUAAAUAUUUAAUACAUA
Brienomyrus brachyistius is the source of this 2849-nucleotide messenger RNA. RefSeq names its product calmegin (gene clgn). The record is from RefSeq and is a predicted model, not a curated record. Bases 224 to 2077 code for a protein of 617 amino acids. Gene Ontology annotation, cellular component: endoplasmic reticulum membrane; endoplasmic reticulum. NCBI's taxonomy places the organism in Eukaryota, Metazoa, Chordata, Actinopteri, Osteoglossiformes, Mormyridae. Gene Ontology annotation, biological process: protein folding. Gene Ontology annotation, molecular function: calcium ion binding. The transcript is spliced from 15 exons.